AUGGUUGCUUUGCGUCGUUCUUCCAAUGCAAAAACCUCUGAUAACGAGUCCCAUGCAUCCAAGAGAAAGCAUGAAGCAGCAGGGACCCCUGCUGCGAAGAAGCAAAAGUCUAGUGGUACAGCCCACUCCACUAGAGAAUUGCAAGUUGGCGACAAAAUGCCAGAAGUGAUGCUGAAAAAUCAAGAUGGGAAAGAAGUAUCACUGGCUAAGGUCACCAGUGAGAACAAAGUAGUUGUAAUUUACUCAAAUCCUAAAGCGGGCACUAAAGGGGGCGCUGAGCAAGCGGCAGCUUACAAGGACCACCAGAGUGAAUUGAAAAAAAUAGCCAUGGUCUUUGGGCUUAGUGCCGAUGAGGUGAAGUCACUCAAGGACUUCCAAAAUUCGCAAUCAAUUCCCUUUGAUAUUCUUUCGGAUCCUGAUCGUGAGUUGAUUGAACCACUAGGUGCCAAAAAGGGCACCUCUACCCAGCGUUCACACUGGGUGUUUUUGAAUGGGAAGCUUGUUGACAAGAAGAUUGGCCUCUCUCCAGAAUCUUCAGUAGCGGAUGCUAUUGAAGCUGCUUCCAAAGCGCACGAUGGUGACAGCGGCCGGGGACGUCCUAAAAAGGAGCAGCAAGAUGAUGGAGCCAAAGACGAGGAUCGCAAGGGUGCAGAUGAUGCAAAUGAAACAUCUACCAAAUCUAAGGGACGUGGACGUCCCAAGAAGGAGGAAAACGCCGAUGAAGACGAGAACGCCGGUGAAGAUGAGAACGCCGGUGAAGAAGAAAACGAUGAUGAAGGGGAAAAUGAGGAUCAAGACGAUGAUGCCGAUUUCGCUGCAGAUGAUGCUGAAGAUCCUGAUUUGGAGGAGAUCGGCCAAGAAGAUGACGAUGAGUACGAAGCUCAGGACUUAAAGACAGACGAAAGAGACGAAGAGGUCGUCGGUGAGGAAAAGGAUCUUGAGAAUACAGUUGACAGCGUUGACGCUGAACAAGAAGAUCUACAGGCAGAAGGCACCGAGGGAGAGGCUGAUCUAGAUGAUGAUGAGGAGAAGGUCGAUGUCGAAGAAGAGGAGUAA
This is a messenger RNA of Lachancea sp. 'fantastica', 1056 nucleotides long. Lineage: Eukaryota; Fungi; Ascomycota; Saccharomycetes; Saccharomycetales; Saccharomycetaceae. The record is from the annotation of a GenBank genome assembly.